Messenger RNA from Monodelphis domestica (gray short-tailed opossum), 2519 nucleotides. It is a transcript of the gene DUSP1, whose product is annotated as dual specificity phosphatase 1. Gene Ontology annotation, cellular component: nucleus; cytoplasm. The record is from RefSeq and is a predicted model, not a curated record. NCBI's taxonomy places the organism in Eukaryota, Metazoa, Chordata, Mammalia, Didelphimorphia, Didelphidae. Gene Ontology annotation, molecular function: MAP kinase tyrosine/serine/threonine phosphatase activity. Gene Ontology annotation, biological process: endoderm formation; protein dephosphorylation; negative regulation of p38MAPK cascade.
CCACGUGACCUAGCCCCAUUCAAACAAACAAACACACACACACACACACACAGAGGAAAAAAAAGUUCCGGGUUGGACUAUAUAAAGCAGCUCGUCCAACGUGCGCCUUGCAGAAAGCGCUUUGAGAGUCAAGCUGUCUGGUAAUAACUGAAUAGAAAAGAAAGCAGGAAGAAAGAAGGAAAGGAAGAAGAAAUACUCAACUGGGACGCUUUCCCCCCUUCUUUUAUCUUCUACGAAUACAAAAAUCUCAAGGAAGCUUGUUUUGAGCCACGGAAUACGCGGUAUACCCUGAGUCUAAGGGUGUUGCGUUUUCCCUAGGAAUAUAAGAAAAAACAAGAAAGACACCAGCCCUUUUGGAGAGAAACAAAGAACUUUCCCGGAGCCAGGGAAGGCAGCCCUGGAGCGCGAGCAAACCUGAGAGGAUUUCCAUUCUCUCUCAUUCCUCUAACCCCAAAGAAAGGAGAGAAUUUAAAACCAGCCCUCCAGACCCCUUUUUUGUUUGCCUGUUUCGUGAUUUCUUACUCUUGAGCGGGAGCCGACUCGGCUCUCUCCUGUAUUCCCCAACUCCCAAUUUUUGCCCCCGUUAGCACACUGGGGGGGCUCCCUCGAGCAAUGGUCAAUAUGGAAAUCUGCGCCCUGGACUGCGAGAGCUUAAGAGCGCUGCUGCAGGAGCGGGCGGCUCAGUGUCUAGUUCUGGACUGCCGCUCUUUCUUCUCCUUCAACUCUUCGCACAUCCUGGGUUCCUUUAAUGUACGCUUUAGCACCAUCGUCAAGAGGCGCGCCAAGGGCGCCAUGGGACUGGAGCACAUCGUCCCUAACGAGGAGCUGCGAAGCCGCUUGCUGGCUGGCCUCUACCACGCAGUGGUGCUACUGGACGAGCGAAGCUCGGAGCUGGAGCUGUCGAAGAGGGACAGCACUCUCGUGCUGGCCGCCAGCGCCCUGUGUAGGGAGGCUCGGGCAGCGCGCAUCUGCUUUCUCAAAGGAGGAUACGAAGCCUUCUCUUCUGCCUGCUCAGAAUUGUGCAGCAAGCAGUCUACACCCAUGGGUCUGAGCCUACCUCUGAACUCCAGCGUCCCCGGCAGCGCAGAAUCAGGGUGCAGCUCCUGUGGCACACCGCUAUACGACCAGGGUGGUCCAGUGGAGAUCCUUCCUUUUCUGUACUUGGGCAGUGCAUAUCAUGCAUCCAGGAAAGAUAUGCUGGAUGCUCUGGGGAUCACAGCCUUGAUCAAUGUCUCUGCAAAUUGCCCAAACCACUUUGAGGAUCACUACCAGUACAAAAGCAUCCCUGUGGAGGACAAUCACAAGGCUGAUAUAAGCUCCUGGUUCAAUGAAGCAAUUGACUUCAUAGACUCUAUAAAGAAUGCAGGAGGAAGGGUGUUCGUUCACUGUCAGGCUGGUAUUUCCCGAUCAGCCACCAUCUGCCUAGCUUACCUCAUGAGGACCAAUCGGGUCAAACUGGAUGAGGCCUUUGAAUUUGUGAAGCAAAGAAGAAGCAUCAUCUCCCCCAACUUCAGCUUUAUGGGUCAGUUAUUACAGUUCGAGUCCCAAGUCCUAGCUCCUCACUGUUCAGCAGAAGCGGGAAGUCCUGCCAUGGCUGUGCUUGACCGAGGAACCUCCACAACCACAGUCUUUAAUUUCCCUGUCUCCAUCCCUGUCCAUUCUUCCUCUAACACUUUGAACUACCUUCAGAGUCCAAUGACCACUUCCCCAAGCUGCUGAAAGACUCAGGGAAGUUACUUGAGAACCACAUGAGGAACUUGAGGCUCCCUCCUACUGUCUAAAACAAAGUGCAAUAACUCUGGGGGAUAAUGUCUCAGCUUGGUUAUAAUGUCAUCUGGGUUCAACUCUUUCCUGAACUCCUCCGCACUUGAGAACAACAUGGGUGAACUGGACUGAAUUGACUCUAAAGUUCAUUUGUGCUCAAUUCUGAAGUGUGUCUUGGACCAAUGUCUAUGUGGUACAUCAGGUUCCUUUGAUGGAGAGAAGCAAAAGAAAGACUCUCAUAGCUCACUUGGUGGGAUGAUCUUAAUUUAAUGGCUUCUCUUCUUAGAACUUGAGUCUUGUGCUUGACAAACCUACCAGUAUUACCAUUUCUGGACACUUAGCCAGCUGAAGAGGCUGUUCCCUGUUGACAUUUAUAUAUAUAUAUAUUUACAUAUAUAUAUAUGUACACACACACAUAUACACAUUUAUACAAUGCAAAAGGUCCCAUUAUUUAUUUGUAUCGAUGUGUUCAGCUUUCACAAACCUCAGAUUCCACUUCUAGAAAAACCAAAUACCUCAAUUGUUUUUUUUUUGAGUACUGUAAUCUUGUAAAUAUUAUCCUUAAACAUUUGUUCUCUUAGCACUGACGGAAAAGCACCAGGUGAGAGUGCUUUUUUUGAGUUGCCAAGGUUGGUUGUAUGUUUGCUGAUUAUUUAUGACCUGAAAUAAUAUAUUUCUUCUUCUGAGAAGACAUUUUGUUACGUAACAAUGACUUUUUUAUACAAGCAGAAUAAAUUAUGACAUUUCUAUUGAAA